Messenger RNA from Varroa destructor (honeybee mite), 1679 nucleotides. RefSeq lists its product as uncharacterized. NCBI's taxonomy places the organism in Eukaryota, Metazoa, Arthropoda, Arachnida, Mesostigmata, Varroidae. The record is from RefSeq and is a predicted model, not a curated record.
CCGCUCCGGACCUCAUGGUCAAAUCGUGUCACUAGAUUGCCAAGCUAUUAGGCCGAUCUGUGAAAUUCGAAUUAUUAACUAAUUGAAAAUAGUUAGUGUUUCGUAAUUAGUAAUAAUUAGUUUGGGGUGUCCAUUGGAGACGAUUAACGCUCGUCCCCGAUUUUGUUUGGCCUUGUUGUUUCGACAUCCACCUGUAAACGGUUCGAUAUGGAGGUAUUGUCAUCAAUGUGGCACUCGUUGGAACAGGAUCCACGACUGAAGGGCCGGCCACUCAUCGAUUCACCUGUGCCAGUGUUCUCAAUUAUUGGAACGUACCUCAUCUUUGUUCUUCGAGUGGGUCCCCAGAUGAUGCGUGACCGAAAGCCUGUCAAUGUAAAGAGUUUUGCCCGCGUGUUCAAUCUCUACCAGGUGCUUAUCAGUGCGUGGACCGUGUACACAGUAUGCGUGUGCUGCUACAAACUUGGAAUUGGCUAUGGAGAGCCGCCGAACACUCAACGGGAUCCGACGACUAUGCGACUCAUUAACUGCCUAUACAUCUAUUUAUUUGUCAGAAUCAGCGACCUGAUCGACACCGUUCUUUUCGUGCUAUCCGGUGUUCGGUAGGUGGGCGGAAAGAAACAUGGAAAAACAACUCAGGUUGAUCUUGAGAAGAUUUAGUGAAGGGCUGAAGUGUAUCAGAUAUGUGAUGAUUAGUUGGGGAGUGACUACGAGAAACGGCACUAAGAAAAUGAGGACUAGCAGCUAUCGGCAUAUAUGAUAUAUAUAUUGAGAGAAGAAGGAUUUCAUCCACAUCGAGAUGUAACGGUAAUACCAUUCUGCGGCGGUGAAAUACGGGAUUAAGUCGAAUUCGGAUAUGCAGUUGUAUAGCGUAUCAGCGAUUCUGCACGAAACAGAACAACGACGAAUGGCGUAGAACGUGGCCGAUUUUGCUAUAGGUUGUUGUGGCAUACAUGGAGAUAGUAACGUGGGCCGAAACCUGCAACAUGACACACAAACUUACCUAGACCUGCUAUUCAAGUUGCGAAAAGUCAGUCGUGUCAACGCCGGUACAAUAGUAGAGCAGGAACGCGAUGGCGGCAGGUAUUUGCGAGUGGUCGCUGGACAACUCCAAAAGGAAAAAAUUAAGGAUUAUUUUAAAACCGAAAUGCAAUCGAAUUGCAAAGGAUGCUGCCGCGACCUUCCAUGUGAUCUACUACAGACAUAUUGUGAAUGGGAAAAGGACAGGUUUGUAGCGUGGUUCGGACAGGGCCGCUGCUGUAUGAUGUCAUCUGUGGUACAUCUGUAGUACCACACGUAAAAGCAGAAAUAUUUUUAAGAGCAAAAACAAUAGUGGAGACACAGUACACGGCCAGCAUAGAUGAUCCGCAGAAAAAUGUUUAUAAAGUCUAUGGUUUAUUUAACAUAUAACUCAGUUGUGAUCGCUAUUGUUAUGUCACAUACAUAUUUCAGCCUAUGUUGAACUCAUAUAUCGUAGAUCUGAACUCUAUAUCCUACAAAUAGAAUUUACAAAAUAACAGUGGUAUCCCGGUAAAAAUAUCUAGUCAGUAAUUAUUGCUGUUAAUCUUUCAGAGAAAUAGUUUUCAGAAAGGAAACAGGAAUUAGGUUGUUACGAUAUUUAGCAACAACAAUAGGGCGUCUUUUCUAAUUGAUCACUGGGCUGAAAAGGCUAAAGGGUCUCC